This is a messenger RNA of Ruditapes philippinarum (Manila clam), 11730 nucleotides long. RefSeq lists its product as uncharacterized. NCBI's taxonomy places the organism in Eukaryota, Metazoa, Mollusca, Bivalvia, Venerida, Veneridae. Gene Ontology annotation, molecular function: zinc ion binding; nucleic acid binding. The record is from RefSeq and is a predicted model, not a curated record.
GAUUUCGGAGACUCUGUGAUGAAAUCAGUAAAUGAUUUGAAGAUUCUACCACCUAGCUUAUGCUCUCUUCCUCAGCAAUGUAUUUUAUGUAAGAUAGUUAAUCUACCAUCAACUGUUGGAUCAAGCGGUCUGGAAAAACUGAUCAAUAAAAGGGUUGAAGUUAAACUGAAUGGAAAGGAAGAUGGAGUGUAUCCAACAUAUGGGACAGAAAUAACAGACAGACAAAUUUUAGAACAGUAUCAAGAACCUCAGGGGUCCCGUCCAGCAGUAUUUAAAGGCGCAAGUAGUAGGACAUUUGGAAGACCACAGAAAGACGAAACUUCAUCUGUACAAAGGGAAAUGAAAGGGAGGAAGUCUUCUGGAAAUGCUUACACUCAACAAGAAGUUGUAGUCAAUUCAACACAAGAGGUUAUGGUUACAUAUGUGAAGAGCCCAAAUAACUUUCAGGUUGUCCUGGAGAAGAUGACUGCAAGUCUGGACUAUGUGAUGGAUCAGCUGCAUGAGUACUAUGAUAAACUGCCACCAGGCUCAAACAAGUUGGUGAAUCCUACUCUUGGUCAGGCUUGUGUUGCCCAGUUCACAGAUGAUAAAGGCUGGUACAGAGCCCUUGUUACAGGUUUGAUGGCUGAUGGGCAAGCAGAGGUUAUGUAUGUUGAUUAUGGUAACAAUGAAUAUACGGAAAAAGAUGCUCUGAAGGAAAUACAACAACAGUUUAUGUCACUUCCUGCACAAGCUGUCCAAUGCCGUCUCUCAGGUGUGUCAUCAUCACAGGGCUUUUGGUCCCCGGAACACAUUGUACAAUUCACAGAAAUGGUUGAGGAACAAUCGUUUAUGGCAACAUUUAAAGCUGAGCUUCAUGAACAGGGACAAACUAUGUAUAAAGUGGAACUUGUUGACAAGAAAGGCAAUAAUAUAAACCAGAAAUUUGGGACAAUGACUGGCACAACCUGUUCUGAGGAAGACAGUGGUCCCUGUUCCAGAUCAGUCUCUGCUGGAAAAUUCGGACAGUCCAUCAAAGUCACGGUUGCUGGAGGCGAGGAAGAUUCUAAUUGGGAAGAUGGUGGAAACUCUGGUUUUGGUGGCAAAGCCAGAUCUUUUGGUUCAGGCAGGCAGCCAAGUGGUGGAUCUAGUGGGUUUGGAUCGAGGUCUAGUGGUUUCGGGAAUAAACAGAGUUCAGGCGGAAGGGAUGGUGGCUGGGAUGAUAAUGACACUGGUGGAUCAUCAUCUGGUUUUGGGAGCAAAAAACCAUUUGGAAGUAGUGGUGGAGAUGGAUUUGGGAGCAACGGUGGGGGUGGAAGUGGAUUUGGAAGCAGUGGUAGGGGAGGAGGUGGCUUUGGAAGCAGUGGUGGUGGAGGUGGCUUUGGAAGCAGUGGUGGUGGAGGUGGAUUUGGGAGCAGUAGUGGGGGCAGUGGAUUUGGGAAGUCUAGUGGUUUUGGAUCCAGUGCAGGUGGUGGUGGAGGUAAAGAUUGUUUCAAAUGUGGAGAAUCUGGACACUUCUCGAGAGAAUGCCCGAAUGCCGCAAAAGGUGGUGGCAGAGAUUGUUAUAAAUGUGGAGAGAGUGGACACAUGGCUAGAGAUUGUACUAACCCACCUAAAGGUGGUGGCGGAGGCAGAGACUGUUUCAAGUGUGGAGAAUCUGGACAUAUGGCAAGAGAUUGUACAAAUCCACCAAAAGCUGGUGGAGGUGGUGGUGGCAGAGAAUGUUAUAAAUGUGGAGAAAGUGGACACAUGGCUAGAGAUUGUACUAACCCACCUAAAGCUGGUGGAGGUGGUGGUGGCAGAGAUUGUUAUAAAUGUGGAGAGAGUGGACACAUGGCUAGAGAUUGUACUAACCCACCUAAAGCUGGUGGAGGUGGUGGUGGCAGAGAUUGUUAUAAAUGUGGAGAAAGUGGACACAUGGCUAGAGAUUGUACUAACCCACCUAAAGGGAAAAAAAAAUAUUGCGGGAAACCCAUGUUUGAAAAAGGACUUUUAAAAAAGAGUUUAGAACAUCGCCAGUUUAAGCAGCAGAUUGUUAAGAACCCAUAUCCACUAGCUUGUAUACAGGCUGGACAGGAAAUUGAUGUAUAUAUAUCAUGGAUCGAAAACCCUGCAAUGUUCUGGAUUCAACCAGUCAGUAAAGAAAACGAAUUGACAGAGUUUGUGGAAAAAGUACAGGAGCUGUAUACAAGUGGUGCUGGAACAGGUAUGAAUGUAGACUCCAUUAUUACGGGACAAGCUGUUGUUGCCCAAUUCUCUGAAGAUGAAGCAUGGUACAGAGGUUAUAUUGAGAAUGUUUCAGCUGGUCAAUUUAAAGUUCGCUUUACUGACUAUGGUAACUCUGAUGUGGUUGGGAAAGAGGCAAUACGUGGUCUUUCAGAUGAACUUUUGAAGGAAAGUUCUUAUGCAGCGCAAUGUAAGCUUGUUGGAGUAAGACCAUUACAAGCUGGACAGUGGACUGCUGAUGCUAGGGAUAUUAUGGAUGGAUUGGUGAAAGAUGAGGUAGUGAAAUGUAAAGUGGUAGAUAUAUCGAAUGGAUGUGCAGCAGUUGAAUUAGUAUCAAAAGAACUAGAUGUUGCACAAGAGCUGAUUCAAACAGCUGUUGUUAGAGGGAUAAAAGAGAGUUCACCAAAUGUUAAAGCUGGAUCAUCAAAGUCAUCUGUAGGUAUUCUCACAUAUAGCAAUGAAAUGCUGCUUAGUGUUGGUACAACAGAAGGUGUGUUUAUUUCAUACACUGACUCUGUGGCAAGUUUUUGGUGCCAGCCUGCUAGAUCUGCAGUUCAGUUAGAAGAUUUAAUGGCUCAGUUGGAAGUCCAUUGUCAGUCAGGCACUGGAAUUCAAGAUUUUCCCAUGGACAUGGCCUGUGCUGCAAAGUUUAGUGAAGAUGAUGUCUGGUACAGAGCUAAAGUAACAGCAGCUUAUCCUGACACUGUAGAGGUUUUGUUUGUAGACUAUGGUAACACUGAGAAAGUCUCAAAGACAGAUGUUUGUGAACUGACAGAAGAAUUAAUACAAUUACCUCCUCAGGCAGUUGAGUGUGAGCUUGUUAAUGCAAGCAAAGCAAGUAAUCAGUUGACAGCAAAAUUUAAAGAAUUGAUUGGUGAGGAAGAGGUCCAAGCUACAGUUGUUGAUAUAUUGGACAACAGUGCUGUUGUAUGCCUGACUUUACCUUCUGGGAAGGACAUCGGUGAAGAAUUGGGUUUGACAGAACCAGGAUCAACCACACCAGUUCCUGUUAAACCAGCAAGCACAGUAUCAAAAUCAGGGUCAAAUGUUUUGUCUUAUCCCAAGACAGUGAUGCCAUGUGAGCCCACUAUGGUGUUUGUUACUCAGAUAAUUGAUGCAGGAGAGUUUUAUGUUCAGCAAGCUGACAAGGAAAAGCUGCUAAAUGACCUGAUGGCUGAUCUGUCAGACUUCUGUCAAUCUGCAGAAGCUGAACGUAUUUCAGCACCUCAAGUUGGACAAGCGUGUUGUGCUAAGUUUGCUGAUGAUGGUUGUUGGUACAGGGCUAAAAUUGUUGAAAUUACAGGGAAAAACUGUACUGUUGAAUUUGUAGACUAUGGGAACUCUGAAAAAACCACAAUUGAUGAAAUAAGGUCCAUAACAGAAAGAUUAGUUCAGGCAGCACCAUUUGUGCUAAAAUGUAGCCUUGAAGGUAUUGUUCCAGUCAAUGGUAAAUGGUGUGAGGAAUCUAUUAAGAAGUUUGAAGACUUGGCUGUAGGAAAAGAUUUACUUUGUGAAGUGGUUAAAGGAUCAGAGGUGAUAAUAAAAUGUGGAACUACUGAUAUAGCUGAAGCCUUAGUAGAUAGUGGACUAGCUAAGAUAGUUGAAGGAAGUGUUAGGGCAAUUGCUAAGAAACAAGUUAAACCUUUAGUAUACAAAAAGGAGACCUUCCCUGAACAGCCAGUAGACGUUUAUGUGAGUCAUGUAAACUCUCCUGGAGAUUUCUAUGUUCAACAAGUAGACCUUGAAGAAAAGCUUAAUCAGGUGAUGGAAAAGUUGGUGCAAUUUUACGAGUCUUCAGGAGAUGAUCUUAUGAUGGACUCUGUGUCAAACGGUCAAGCUGUAUGUGCUAAAUAUUCAGAAGAUGAAGCUUGGUAUAGAGCUGAAGUUACUUGUAUUGAAGGUGCUAAAAUUAAUGUUCUAUUUAUAGAUUAUGGAAAUAUGGAGGAAACUUCCCUAGCAAAUAUAAGAGAACUGAAAGAAGAGUUUAUGGCAGCAACACCAUUUGCUGUUAGAUGUCAAUUAUACAAAGUAAAACCAGAAGGAGAUUGGUCUGAGGAAUCCGGGGUUUUCUUUGAAACUCAAACAUCAGAGAAAGUACUUCAGUGUGAAUUUGUGGCUGGCAAUAAUGUUUGUUUGAAAUUGGAUGGUACAGAUGUAGUUGACAGCCUUGUAGAAAAAGGUUACUGUAGUAAAAUAACUGAACAGGUGUCUCCUAGUAAACAGAAAGGUCAGUUUACACCACAGUCAGUGCCAGCUGAUAGUGUGUCAUGCUAUGUGUCACAUGUAGAUGAGAGUGGAAGUUUAUAUGUACAACUUGCGUGUGAGGAAGAUACACUGAAUGCUGAGGUGGAGAAGGUACAAACUUUACAUUCUAACAAGCCACUAGACCUUGAAUCAGUAAAAAAAGGGGACUUGGUAUGUGUGAAAUUUUCCGAAGACGAAAGCUGGUACAGAGCUGUAGUGAUAAGUACCAGGGACAAUUUGGUUAAAGUUAGGUUUGUAGACUAUGGGAACUGUGAUGAUGUGCAGCAAGCAAGUGAUUUGAGAGCUUUACCGGAAGAUCAUCAGGUGACACCACCGCUUGCCUAUGCUUGCACCCUGCGUGGACUGAAGAAACUGAAGAGCAGUCAAAUAGAUUUACUGAAAGAUGUUACAGCGGACAAAGAGUUGACUGUCACAUUCAUUACAACUGCCCCAGAAUAUGAAAUUCAGUUAGAAGAUGAGAACCAACAAGACAUUGGUCAGCUGAUUGUCAAUACUGAUGAGAGUCAGCAAGGCGAGGUAACAGAAGAACAAACAGAAAACGAAGUUACUGACUCCAAAGGUGACAAUGUUUCAUCAAAUACAGAGGGUAAGGAUGUUCCAACUAACACAGAUGUUGAAAACAUUUCAAAAGACACAGAGGGUGAUGAUGUUACUAAAAAUAAAGAUGAUGAUAGUUCAACAAACAAAAUAGAUGAAAGUGUACCAACAGAGGGAGAUAAUGACAUUAUUUCAGAUGCUGACGAUGUUCCAGCAAACACAGAGGAUGACGUUGUUGUACCAGACAUUAACAUGGAUGCUAUUACUGACAAAGUAUGUGCUUUAAACAGUGAGACACUUACCAUUGGACAAAGACUAAAUGUGUUGGUUGGCCAUUCAGAGUCCCCAUCAAAAUUCUGGGUGCAUAAGGAGAGUGAAAACAACAAACUUGAUAGUUUACUCAAUACAAUGUUUGACUUUUAUAAUGUAUGUGAGGACGAGAGAUUAGCUGUAGAAUCUGUAGAAAAAGACAUGUUAGUUGCUGCAUUAUUUGACGAGGAUGAAUCCUGGUACCGAGCGCGUGUCGUAAGCUGUGAGAACAAGGAACAAGUGAAAGUUACAUUCAUCGACCAUGGAAACACUGAGGUGAUACCUAGAAAAUCUCUACGCAAACUUCCAACACAAUUUGCAAGUUUACCAAUACAGGGUAUAGAAUGUUGUCUUGGAGGUGUUGAACCAUGUGAGAAAGUUUGGAAUGAUGAAGUGAAGGAAGUAUUUGCAGAGCUCACAGCUGAUAAAGUACUGAUACUAGAUGUAGGAGAUGUUGAUGAGGAAGGUGUGUUCAAGGUUCAACUAUUAGAUAUGGGAAUGUCUGUAGGUGACCAGUUGAUACAGAGAAAUAUAGGUGUAAACAUGGCUACACCUGUGGCUGUGAGCACCAAAGUGAAGCAAGUGUUUACUCCAGAUACCAACGAUAAUGUCAUCACUAGACUGUAUUCUGCUAAAUCUUCUAAAACACUUGGACAGUACGGAUACUUGUUGAGAGAUUUGUGUGAAGAUGAUCCUACCAUAUCUACCCAUAAUGUGUUGGUUACAUCCAUCACCAGCCUAGAUGAGUUCUGGUGUCGCUUACAAGACAACUCGUAUGAGUUUUAUCAAGAUAAACUACAGGAGAGUUACAGUGAUAAUAGAGAACAACUUGUUGAUAUUUGUAAAGGUGUAAAAUGUGCUGUUUAUGUCAAUGAUAAAGACUACCUUAGAGGUACAGUUGUUGACGAGAGUGAUGAUGGAGUGAAUGUCAAACUUGUAGAUGUUGGAGACAAUGUCAUAGUGCCUCAAUCUAGUGUAUUUAAAUUAAAGUCUGAAUGUGAUACUUACCCGCAGCUAGCUUUCUGUUGCUCAUUCCCUGGGUUGAUUCCGAUAGAUUCUGAUACUCAAAAUGUGCAAAAGGUUUUUAAAGAUACGUUGCUAGAACUAAGUGAUCAAACAGAACUACCAGCUUCAGCUAAAGCCACUAUAGUUAUAGUGACAGAAACAGAUGGGAAAAUCCUUGUUGAAUUGACUAUUGAUAGAAAAGAUAUUGCCGAAUCUCUAGUUGGAAAAGGUGUAGCAGAGUUUGACAAGACUGUUGAUACAUCUGUGUUAGAUGAUCAAAUUGAUGUAUCAGAAAACUUUGGUGCAUUUAAGAAUGUCCAGUUAGAUGUAGAUACAGACUAUGAUUCAGUGUUGAUAGACAGUAGUGAUUUAAACAGAUUGGUAUUUCAUACUGUUGAUGGUAUAUCAGCUAUGAAGGAGAUAGAAAAGGCUAUAUCAGAAACUGUUGCUGAUGAUGACACAAGCGAAAAGGGAGAUAAUUUAACAGAAGGGCCAUGUCUUGCCAAAUGUGCUGUAGAUGGUAAAUGGAAGAGAGCAAAUAUUAGAAGCAGUUGUCAGAAAUCAGAAGGUGACGAAGUCUCCCGAACAUGCAAGGUGUUCCUUGUGGAUUAUGGUUCUACAUUUGAGCUACUCGCUACCAAUAUUCGACCAAUACCAGACACAUUGAUGAAAUUACCAGCACAAGCUGUUAUCUGUCACCUGGAUGAGAUAGAACCUAUUGAUGAAGAUUGGACUGAUGAAUGCUACGAAUUCAUAGCAGAGCAUUAUAUGGAUGAAGAUUCCAAACUGGUGUUGUAUGUAAACAACUACAGGAAAGGUCUUCAUGACGUCUUUGUUUCUUCAAGAGAUGAGGGUGAAAAAUCUAUAAACCAUAUGUUGAUAGAAUUAGGAAUGGCUGCACCUAUUAUUGGAUCACAGAUUGAAAUGUCUAUACUAGCUGACACAGCAGAGACAUCAUUUCAUGAGUUGUCAAUGACAAGGCAAGAUUCAUAUGGGGAUAGUUCAGAUUUAGGAGAAACAUCAUAUGAACCAGAUUCUUCAUAUCUUGCCGAGUCAUCAUUUGUCACAGAGAGAGAUACUUCCUGUAUCACUGAAUCUGAGAAUGAAACAUCGUGUUUGACGGAAGGUGAUACCUCACAGUUCACUGAGGGUGAUACCUCACAGUUCACCGAGGGCGAUACCUCACAGUUCACCGAGGGCGACACUUCUCAUUUUACCGAGGGCGAUACCUCACAGUUCACCGAGGGCGACACUUCUCAUUUUACCGAGGGCGAUACCUCACAGUUCACCGAGGGCGACACUUCGCAAUUUACUGAAGGUGAUACCUCCCAAUUCACUGAGGGCGAUACAUCUCAUUUCACUGAGGGUGAAACCACAGAUUCAUCAGUGCAUACUUUAGACGGAACUCAUUGGGUGUGUGAUGAGUGCUCUUCUAAAAAUUCUGCAGAAGACAGUAUGAUAGAAUGUCAAAAUUGUCACAAUAUAAAAAAAGAGAAUAAAUCUAUAGAUGUUAAAACAGAUAAAAUUGAAUGUCUUGAUGAUGUAAGCAAGGAGGUAAAAAAAGACCUUUUGCAAAGCAAUGCAGACAAUAUAGAGGAAAGCAGGUACUCUGCUAGUGAUACAGAUCCCAGGAGCACUGAAGAAAGUGAUAUUGAUCUAAGCUACAGACAGUUUGAAUAUAGUCCAACUGGUUACACUACGAGUGAGCUUGACACCACCGACCUAAAAGAUUAUGAUGAAAGCACUGACACUGCAGACUUCAAUACUACUGGGUUUUCUGAUUAUGACAAGACUGGGCUUGAAGGGGGAGGAGAGGAUCUUAGCUUUUAUGAAGGUGAAGAUUUGGAAUCCUGCAUAAGAUCAGAGACUGAAAAUAAUGACAAUGACAGUGAUAAUGUAGAUGAAGUUAAUCCAAAGAAACAAAUUGAGAACCUUGAAGAAAUAGAUAGUGAAAUUGGUAAAACAGAACUAGUUGUUGAAUCUGAUUUAAAAGAAGAUGAAUUACCAUUAUUUGUUCCCCAGCCUAGUGUUACCUUUCCUCAAAACAGUAUUUCAGAUCAAACAUUCCAAAGUGUAUCAGAUACCACUUACCCGAGUACAUUGACAAGUGUUUCUGAUUUCACAUUUACAAGUGCUUAUGAUACUAGUCAAACUGAUAGUGUGAUUUGUGAAAACUGUAAAGAAAAUAUUUCCUCGGCUCUUGACACCACUGGAUGUGAGUCUGAAUUUUCUUACCAUGUUUGUCUACUCUGUCAGCAGGAGAAAAAUACUAAAUACUCUGAUUCGGAAACAGUCAAUAGAGAUAAAGUAGUGGUAGAGUAUAUAGAGCAUGAUGAAAAUGUUCAGAAAAUGAUUGAGGUAGCUAAUGAAGUAUUUUCUGAAGAAAUUGGUAUGCUUGACAAUGAAGUUGACACUAAUGACUAUCAAAAUGUCCAUGCUGGUUUUAAAAAUGAAAAUAAGGACUUGAAUGAUAAUAGAAUUGUGUGUGAGGAAACUGACCAUGUUGUUGAAGGAGAAAGUAUCAAAUGUUCUAGCUUAGUUACACAUGGAAAUGGUGGAGAAAAGAAUGGUGCUGAUGCUCCCUUUCAGAUUGAAAAUAUUAUAACUUUCACCACUGAAGACAAGGAGAAAGUAUUGAAUGAUAUUAUGCUUGAUUCUAAUUGUUUGUCUCCAAACAUUACUGAUAAAGAUAAUGUUAAAAGAACAGAGGGAUUUCUUAUGGACGAUCAGAAUGUUGUGAAGACAAUACCAUUGGUUGAACCAGAUUUAAAUCAAAUUGAUAUUAAGGAAAGUGAACUUGAAUUAGUGAAAGAAGUUGAUACUGCUGAAUGUGAUCAUAAAGAGAAUAUAUUAGAAAAUAGGGAUGUUGAUCAUGAACAAAGUGACAAUGAAAAUCAGACAUGUCAAUUUGUUUCAAACAUAAAAAGUGAAGAUGAAAUGUUGCCUGCAAGUGAGGAAAUACCUACUGUAAUUAUUGAAAAUGAAGAAUUUGAUGAAAAUCUCUCUGACAAAACUUCAAAGGUAAAUGGCAUUGAUGAGGAAAUUUGUAUUAUUGUUGCAGAUCUUUGCAAUAAAAUAGUUUGUGAAGAAUCUAGUAUGUUCUGUGCUUCAACAUAUGAAGGUAAAGAGCAGCAGAGUGAAGGAGAACUUGAGGAGAAAAACAAAUUCUCAGUUAAUAAAGAGGAUGAAGAGAUUGAGAUGAAUUUGAUAAAGGAAACUCUGACAGAAUUAGCAACUGAAGGAAACAAUGAACAUUCAAGCAUACUUGAGGAAGAGGAGGAUUUGAAAAUAACAUAUACUUCGGGUACAUUUGAAUUUGAAAAUGGCAAAGAUUCAAAACGUGAUUUAACCGCUGACCAGGUUAUACCUGAAAUUAAUGUGCAUUAUUGCUCCUUGGAGUAUGGUAGCGAGUCUAAAAUAGUAUAUGAAGAGGGGAAUUUAUCAAGAAGUGAGGAUAUAGAUAAAGAGCAUGACUCCGAGAUUGAUCACGAAGAACAGUCACAAGAGAAGAGUGCACAUACUGUCGAAAAUUUAAUGGCAGCGAUUGAUAAUGUCUCAGAAAUAUUGAAAAAUAAUGACUUUGACAUUGUUGAUAAGGAGCAGUCAGUAGAGAGUACUGAGCAUGGCAAAGAAACUGUUGAUAAAGCACCUUCACUUGAGAAUAUUGACCAUGGCUCUAAAAUUGCUGAUAUAGAACAAUUGCUAGAGAAGACUGAGCAGAGCUCAGAAAUAGUUGUGAAAGAAGAAAGACUAGAAAAGACUGAGAAAGACUUGGAAGUUGUUUGUAAAGAACAGUCACCAGAGGAAACUAAGCUUGACUCUGAAAUAGUUAACAAAGAAAAGUCACUAGAGAAUUCUGAGCAUGACUCGGCAAUUAUUGAUAAACCACAGUCACCAGAGGAAACUGAUCAUGACUCUGCAAUUUUUAAUGAAGAGCAGUCACCAGAGACAACUAAAAAUGAUCUAGAAAUUCUGGAUAAGGAACAGUUACAGGACAAUGUUGAGCUUGUCUCGGAAAUAGUUGAUAAAGAACAAUCACCAGAGGAGAUUAAGCAUGACUCUGUAGUUGUCAGAGAGUCACCAGAGGAGACUGAGCAUGACUCAGAAAUUGUUGAUCAAGAACAUGUAGUAAAGGAGCCUGAGCAUGACCUUGAAAUUGUAAGUAAAGAACAGUCUGUAGGUAAAGAACAGAUGCCAGGGGAGACUGAGCUUGCCAUGGAAAUUGUUGAUAAAGAACAGGCACCAGGGGAGACUGAGUUUGUUAAUAAAGAACAGUCAUUAGAGAAGACUGAGAAUGACUCUGAAUUUGUUAAUUUGGAACAGUCUCCAGGUGAGUCUGAACUUGACUCAGAAAUUGUUUAUGAAGAACGGUCGCAAGAGAAGACUGAGCACGACUCAGAUAUUGUUGAUAAAGAACAGUCGCCAGGGGAGUCUGAGCUUGACGUAGAAAUUGUUAGUGAAGAACGGUCAACAGUGGAGACUAAGCAUGACUCAGAUAUUGUUGAUAAAGAACAGUCGCCAGGAGAGACAGAGCUUGACGUAGAAAUUGUAAGUGAAGAGCAGUCAACAGGAGAGACUGAGCACGACUCAGAUAUUGUUGAUAAAGAACAGUUGCCAGGAGAGACAGAGCUUGACGUGGAAAUUGUAAGUGAAAAACAGUCAACAGGGGAGACUGAGCAUGACUCAGAAAUUGUUGAUAAAGAACAGUUGCCAGGGGAGACUGAGCAUGACUCAGAUAUUGUUGAAAAAGAACAGUCACCAGGGGAGACUGAGCAUGACUCUGAAAUUGUAAGUAAAGAACAGUUGCCAGGGGAGACUGAGCUUGACGUAGAAAUUGUUGAUAAAGAACAGUCACCAGGGGAGACUGAGGAUGACUCAGAAAUUGUAAGUGAAGAACAGUCGCCAAGGGACACUGAGCAUGACUUGGAUAUUGUUAAUAAAAAACAGUUGCCAGGGGAGACUGAGCGUGACUUGGAAAUUAUUGAUAAAGAACAGUCGCAAGGGGACACUAUGCAUGACUCAGAAAUUGUUGUUAAAGAACAGUCGCAAGGGGACAUUGAGCAUGACUUUGAAAAUGUUAGUAAAGAACAGUCGCAAGGGAACACUGAGCAUGACUUGGAUAUUGUAAAUAAAGAACAGUCACCUGGGGAGACUGAGCUUGAAGUAGAAAAUGGUGAUAAAGAACAGUCGUCAGGGGAGACUGAGGAUGACGGAGAAGUUGUUUAUAAAGAACAGUCAUUGGAGGAAUCUGAGCACGACUCUGAAUUUGUAAAUAUCGAACAGUCAACAAGGGAGACUGAGCUUGACAUAGAAAAUGGUGAUAAAGAACAGUCGCCAGGGGAGACUGAGGAUGACGCGGAAAUUGUUGAUAAAGAACAGUCGCAAAGGAACAUUGAGCAUAGACUCUGA